Peromyscus leucopus (white-footed mouse) is the source of this 3429-nucleotide messenger RNA. It is a transcript of the gene Alkal2, whose product is annotated as ALK and LTK ligand 2. Gene Ontology annotation, molecular function: receptor signaling protein tyrosine kinase activator activity; receptor tyrosine kinase binding. Lineage: Eukaryota; Metazoa; Chordata; Mammalia; Rodentia; Cricetidae. Bases 579 to 1031 code for a protein of 150 amino acids. The transcript has 5 exons. Gene Ontology annotation, biological process: positive regulation of ERK1 and ERK2 cascade; positive regulation of ERK5 cascade. The record is from RefSeq and is a predicted model, not a curated record.
GAAUAUCCGCGCCCCGGAGCAGCGCUCGGUGGUUCUAAUUAAAGCGGCGCUCGGAACCCGGGGGACCCGCCUGACGUCGGCGGCCGCGGGGAUAAGAAGCGCCCGAGGACAGCGGGGCUCGGAGCAGCAGGGUCGGCGCUGUCCCCGUAGGAGCUGUGCGUCCUGUGUCCCUGCGCUGGACAAGUGAAGCUGGAGCUCAUGAAGUAGUGUCGGAACUGGGAGACGGAGGAGCGCGGCAGGCGCGGGGAACCUACGGCGUGGGCUCAGGUGCCCGAGGGCGACGCGGGAUCCACGGCGUGGGAGCAGGUGCCGGAGGGCAGUGCGGUACCCGCAGCCGGCAGGUGCCCUUGCCUCUCAAGCCCAGGGUGGCCCAACUGCUCCUACAGCUCCGGUCCUGAGGCCGGGCUGCACCUGUGGCCUCCAAUUUCUGAGAAGUGUCCAAGACCCCGCGCGCGCGGUUCCCGCGGUGAAAGAAAGUUGUGCGGCGCGGUCUCCGCGCGGACUCCGCGUGCGGGAAACUUGGACUCCGGCUGGUGGGGCGGCGGGUCCCAAGACCCGCGACGCGGGCCACCGGGGCCAUGCGCGUGUCAGGGCGCCCGCUGUUCCUUCUGCUGCUGCUGCUGAGCAUGGUGGGGGACCGGGGACGUGCGCAGCCCCGGGGGCCUGCAGACCGGCAGACCUUGCUGAGGUUGCUAGUUGAGCUGGUUCAGGAGCUGAAGAAAUUCCACACUGGAGACAACAAGAGGCUGCAGCUCCUUGGCGAGUCCGACUUUGCCUUGGGCCGUAGGGAGGCCACGGAUUAUGGGGCAGACCCAGAGGAGCAGAGAGUGGAGAUUGUUCCUCGAGAUCUAAGGAUGAAGGACAAGUUUCUGAAACAUCUCACAGGUCCUCUUUAUUUCAGUCCGAAGUGCAGCAAGCACUUUCACAGACUUUACCACAACACGCGAGACUGCACCAUCCCUGCAUACUAUAAAAGAUGUGCCAGGCUCCUUACUCGGCUGGCUGUCAGUCCCAUGUGCAUGGAGAGAUAAGCUGCAAAGGAGCAACACCAGGAACCUUGAAAAGUGCCUUGGAAACCAACAGAGAACAGAACCAUCUUCAUGCCCAUUUCCUGUGGACAGAGAUUUAUUUUUGCAUUCUUCCAUAAUCCCUUUGCAUUUUCUAUGUUGCUGACAGUUUACAAAUAUACAUUCAGCAAACCAAUGUUUCUGUCAGUGAGACUUGCCACUCUUUAGAUUAUAAGAACUGAGAACACUCCACACUUGAUGUUUAAUGCUAUGAGGUAUUUCCCUUUUAAGAUUAUGUGGAACCAAAUGGAGUAUUUCUUUAAAAACAUAGGCAGAACAUUAAAUUGUAUUUUCAUAGUAUACAGUAUGAUUUGACAUUUUGUACUACUUCUACAAUUAAACUCCCAAAGUACAGUUUGGAACUGCAUGAAAAAUUUUAAUGAAAACCAAAAAAACCUCACUUGUGUUGAAGACAGUGGCAUAUCAACCUGCAGAUAUGCCCAGGCCAGUCCCAUUUGUCCUCUGUAAAAGUACAUUCCAGGUAUUGUACAAAAUGUAAAUACUGUGAAUAAGUACAAGGAAAUAAAUGAAGUGUUUGGUAUAAUGAACAGUCUUCAGAGUGACUCUUCUAUAACAAUGUCAUUGUUCAGUGUGUGUGUGUGUGUGUGUGUGUGUGUGUGUGUGUGUGUGUGUAUGUAGGUGUAUUAAAUGACAUAAAUUCCUGAUUACAUGGUGUCAUUUAGUCAUCAAUACUCCAAAUAAGUUCAUAUUCACCAUUUCCUACAUGAUUGUAAGAGAAUGCCAAGCUAAGAACCCUAUGAGCAAUUCCAAAUUUUAAUGGCUGUAUUUUAAAUAAAUGUAACUGGAUUGAACUUAAAAAGGUAAAUUUCUGUUCAUGAGAUCUUAUAAACACAUGGUGCUGUUUAGGACAGCCAUAAAACAAAAUUGCCACCAGAAUACCACAUUCCAAGGACCUGCAUCUAAGAUAUACAUGUAAAAAUUCAAGCAAACAAUAGGAUUUUAUAACAUGAAAGAGAAAUUUGAGAUCCUGAAGCAACUACUGAACUAGAAUAGAGAGCUUUUGACUUAAUCUGUUUCUUUAUUGUAGUUGACUACUUGCCCUUUGCUUUCCUAGUUUUUAAUUUUGUGAAAACUAUGACCAAAACCCCACAAGAGCCAGAAAAAGUCAACUGGUGAAGUGUCUGUCUCUGUCAGGACAUCAUGGCCUUCCUGUGAGAAGAGGGUACUGGGAUGGUUGCUUUCCUCCAGAGGGUCAGCUGUCUCAUCUUCCUCCUUUGAGUGGGCUCUGGCCAAGCCGGUAACUGCAAAUUCCUAGGUCUCUGUGCUUCCAUUCAAAUAUGGAUGGAUGCCUUUUCAAACUAGGAGUUCUCCAGGAUUGGAGAUCACCAGUUGUGACCAGUUAAGUCAGGCUAAAAUAGUUAUCAGCUACUUAGCGAGGAAGCUGGCAGGAGCACCAGUUACAUGAAGAAGGCUCAUAGAGAAGGGUAGUUCCUGGAGUUUCUUAAUUAAGCACACAUCACUACAUUGUCACAGCAAUUUGCUUAUAUUUUUCAUCAUUUUACUUUCUAAUAUAAGAAUAAGUACACAAACUUAACAUCAGACCAAAUAAAAAGGCACAUGGAGGCAAUGUUUUAGCUAUUUUUUUUUCAUUUGAUAAUAAAAAAGGAGGCAGACACCAGAUUUCUAUUUCAGUUGUAUUUGUUAACUUCCCAGUUUAACUCACAUUCUCUUCUGACAUAUAGCCAUAUGAACUUGAGGUCACUUUUCAGAAAAUGCACUAAAAUUACUUAUGCUUGCCUGUUAACUUUUUAAAAUACUGAUGAAAGAACACUACAAACAUACCACUAGAGAGUCAAAAUAGGAACAAAGCUCAAAAACACCAGACAAAAACCAAGGAAGAGUAAAAAUGCUCAUUUUAUCAAUCUGUUGCUCCCAUCUCCACUGUAUAGCCCAUAGUGGCCUGCUGGAAUUGCAGGCCUGCAUUAUCACAUCCAGCUUUUCCUUUUUCAAAUAUUUGAAUGCCCUCAGUGUCUGAGUUUAAACUCUUCCAAUGUUAAAUGGAAGGCUGAUAUGGAUGGAGUUAUUGUCACAAGAGUCUAGGACAGAGGUAUAAGGCAGGCAAAUGGUACCUCUGGGAGCUGCCCAUGCAUGCACUCUGUUAGACCAGACUACUCAGGCUGGCUCGGCUCAGAGGCUGACUUGGACCUUGUAGGUCAUUCUUACUUUAUUGGGUUCUAUUCUGUUCCAUAUUUGCUUGUUCCACUAUUUUAUAAUUAGGACAAGGUGAGAGGUUCAAUUAGUCUAAGAAUGCUUAGCCACACCUCAAAUUGUCUUACUCAAAUAUUUUUAUCCUUCUGAACAUAUACCUAAUUUCCACCUACAGUUAUUUUAGAGACAUACA